Molecule: messenger RNA, 621 nt
Organism: Penicillium subrubescens
Lineage: Eukaryota; Fungi; Ascomycota; Eurotiomycetes; Eurotiales; Aspergillaceae
Exons: 4
Coding region: 1-621 (206 amino acids)
Source: RefSeq, a predicted model, not a curated record
AUGAUUAAACCGGAUGAAACUACCAUCUCCCUUACCCACCCAACCCCGUCGUCAUGGAGGGUGAUCCGCCAGCUGAAUGGACACGUUUACCAAAGAGAUGAGGAGGGCGUGAAGACGGCUCCCUACCAUCCUAUGCAUCGACCAAGCUUCUUUGUGAAGACAUCUCCAAUCCUGAGCAGCAAGCGAUGCUACGCAUCUACACGCAGAUACCAUACGGGAUUACUGAAGGUCAAGCAGGAUUCGACAGGCCGUGUCCCGGGAGGAUUUCUUAUCUACUUUGCCUUGCAAAUUCUUGGUCUUCGCAUUAUUCUGGGGCGACGGCUUUUUGGAGCUUGGAGCCUGGAGCCUAGUGAGCGAGAGGAAAUCCGAGCAGCUUUUAAGGAUUCGUUCUUAGAAAUUAGGCAGACGAGAAUUUCACCGUUUCCUGGCGCGAAGAGGCUCGUCUGGGAUCGUGAUCAGAAAGUCGUUCACUUCCUUGGCUUUCAGUACUGGGACCCGGUUGGUGGUGAGCAAGCAAAGACCUGGGACCUGAGAUUCCUUAGAAGCUGGAAGCUUGUCAAGAUACUCAGACAUACAGCAGGAUUGGAUUGGAAUGGAAACACCGAGGGAUGGGAGGUUUGA